GUCCAGUUUCACCACUGCGCUUGCGUGAGAUCCGGAACAGCAGCAUUUUUCUCGUAAUUUAUGGAUGAUGUGAGGAAAAUAACGGCAGCUAGCUAGCUAGUUGGGCUACAGAUUUUAAAGAGAUACAUAACAUUAAUUCACAGUUGAUAAUGUUUAGUUUAUCGGGAUUCAUCUGACUUGCUUGAGUUUAAACUUUUGAUUGCUUUUGAGAACGUCACCCAAACAGCUAGCUAAAUAGCUAGAGCUAGAGUACUGAUACUGAUAGGGUACAGCAGCUAGCUAGACUAGUACUAGCUUUACAAGCAGUCAGCUCGCAAACGAGAUAAAACAUGAUUUUAAACUAGGCAGUCUAGUGGCAUGAUCAAGGAGGCACGAACACAACGGCACAGUGAAAGAGUUUGUUAUAACUAGUUAUAUGUACGAAUACAGACAGGCGAUUCCAAAUAAUUUCAAGGAAAAGUUGAUGCUGGAUACGAAUAUCCGCAGCGUGAAUAAUUCCAACCGCAGCAGCUGAGAUGAGUCAGUUGUGGAGGCGAGGCAUGUCCCUCUCAGAGAGGCUGGGGAGUGACAGCCCUGUGGGUCUGGCCCCAGGGCCCCCGGCCACAGCAGCCCCGCCCGGGUCCAACUCCACCUGGGGACCGUCGGCGCCCCUGGUCACCCCCGAGGAGCCCAUCUUCCUCAUGACCUCCACGGCCCAGACGGUGUCUGGCUUCUUCGUGUGGACCGCCCUGAUGCUCACCUGUCACCAGAUCUACAUGCACCUGCGUUACUACAGCUCCCCUAACGAGCAGCGACACAUCGUCAGGAUCCUCUUCAUCGUGCCCAUCUACGCCUUCGACUCCUGGCUCAGCCUCCUCUUCUUCACCAACGAGGAGUACUACGUGUACUUUGACACCGUGCGGGACUGCUACGAGGCGUUUGUGAUCUACAACUUCCUCAGCCUGUGUUAUGAGUACCUGGGAGGGGAGAGUGCCAUCAUGGCUGAGAUCAGAGGAAAGCCCAUCGAGUCCAGCUGUGUGUACGGGACCUGUUGUCUCUGGGGAAGGACCUACUCCAUUGGUUUCCUCCGCUUCUGCAAACAGGCCACCCUCCAGUUCUGUGUGGUCAAGCCCCUGAUGGCCAUGAUCACAGUCAUCCUGCAGGCCUUUGGGAAGUACAGAGACGGAGACUUCAAUGUGGCAGGUGGUUACCUGUACGUGACCAUCAUCUACAACGUCUCGGUCAGCCUGUCCCUCUACGCUCUCUUCCUCUUCUACUUCGCCACCCGUGACCUGCUUGUCCCUUACAGCCCCAUGCUCAAGUUCUUCAUGGUCAAGUCGGUCAUCUUCCUCUCCUUCUGGCAGGGCAUGCUCCUGGCCAUCCUGGAGAAGUGUGGUGCCAUCCCUCAGAUCAACUCUGCCGAAGUGUCGGUGGGCGAGGGCACGGUUGCCGCUGGUUACCAGAACUUCAUCAUCUGCAUCGAGAUGUUCUUCGCAGCUGUGGCCCUUCGCUACGCCUUCACUUACAAGGUCUACAUGGACAAGAGGCUGGACUCCAAUGGCCCGUUUCCUAUCUAUGGACAGUACGGUCGCUGCGCCCCCAUGAAGAGCAUCUCCAGCAGCCUGAAGGAGACCAUGAACCCGGGGGACAUGGUCCAGGACGCCAUCCAUAACUUCUCUCCGGCCUACCAGCAGUACACCCAGCAGUCCACCCUGGAGCAGCGCGGCGGCCCGGCGCUCUCCCGCAGCCACAGCACCCUUAGCACACGCGGAGACACCGAGAAGACCCUGCUGCUCAGCUCCGACGACGAGUUCUAGAGGGACGCUCGUACACACUCUACCUACCUACACUCACACACACAGUGGUUGACCCAUGGGGGGUGAAAGGAGAAAGAGAGGAUUAAAUAGUUUUACAGAGAGGAGUGUGUGUAUGUGAGGCGGGGGUAGGGGUCUAAACUGUGGCAGAGCUUAAAGAGUGAGAUGUAUUGUAUCGACUCAACAGUGCUGUUUUUAAAUUGUUAUAAAUGUGUUCUUUGGCUGUUCCAUUUCAUUGCAUACAUGUCUGGCUGUGUACAAUACAUUCAAAAGCUCAUGAAAGGAGUUGAUAUUUACAGUGGACGUAAUAUGCUACAAAGUAAGGUCACAUUUUAUUAAAAUGAAAACACAUACCUCUGCCAAUAUGGAUCUAAAAACCUGAACACACACGUACACUCAUGUCCCCUCAAGUUAUGCUUAAACACAACUUAUGACUUGUUUUGAUGUACACACAUGCACAUGCACACAUCUACAUGAGUGCCAUGUUCAGUAUCAUUUACUCUGGUUCAUAGAGAAACCUCCAUUUUGUUUGUAUUGGUUGUGGUCAUGCAUCCUCCACCCUCCUGCCAAGUCUGCCUCUUACUGAAGUGUUGCCAAAUACAUGGAGGUCCCAUCUGGGAUGGCGGGACACUUUCUGACUGAAAGAUUUUGAAGUGACUGAAACUAGCAACUCGAAAGGAUCCUUCUUUAGCUGGACCUUCUCUUAUGAUCUAACGGUACUGUUGUUUUCUUUUAAAUGAUUUAUGCUUGCUUUGAUGUUUGAUGACAUGAUGGUACACCCUUAGACUGGUCUAAUUAUUCUGUUUGGAUAAGAAUAUUUGAGGAAUAUUAUAUCUGUACAUAUGUUUGAGUGUGUGUCAAUGUGUGUGUUGUUGGGAUUUGUUUAACAAUAGUUGUGGGGUCACUCAGGGUGCCUCCAGAAAGUUCUUUGUGUUGACACUGGUGGAGGGAACCGCUGUGGGAAAGAUGCUGGGGUUGGCUAAAGCGACAGGCAGUGCCCACAUAGAUAAGUGAUAAACAGGAUUUAUCAGCAGGGCUGGACAAUUUGCACCAGGAUUAUAAUACAGUAAUUGGGGCAUUGUGUGUUCAAGGCAGUACAGAGGAUGUCUUGAACUAGAGAAUAUGCUACAUGGCUAUGUAGUCACCCACCAGAACAAUAGUUUUAACUUUUCCCAUGGAAUUAAACUGGUACUGUAGAAUUCGGCAGAAUGGUUUUUACCCCCUAAUUGUAUCAAUAUUAUUAUAAAAUAAUGUCAUAGACUAUGUUCUAUCCACUCACUUCUUCACACUGGAAUUAAUCCCCCCAAUAAAACAGUCAUGGUGACCAAUUGGAAUGCAGAAUGUCUGUAGUGGAAUGACCAGCAGAGGGAGCCCGUGUAUAAUGACAACUUUGAAUCUAAAACAAAGUUUAUGGAAUGGAGAAUAUUUGAAAACUGAGUUGCCAAAAAUGUGAGCAGCAGUGUUGAAAUAAACCAUAUCUUGUAUAUACAGUUUAAAUAUUGAGCAGUUUGAUUUGUGAAGUGAUGAGGAUAGGGUGUGCUGGUAUCCCUGCUGAGAAGGGCCUUGUAUUUUCUCCCCUGUGUUCUCUCUAGCCUACAUAGUUAUGGGAUGGGUACAAGGUUGACUAAUGUAUUUUGUCAUUGUGGUUUUUCACAAACAAAGAAAUAAAAUCAUGGAUGAAUGAACCCAAGCA
Osmerus eperlanus (European smelt) is the source of this 3486-nucleotide messenger RNA. Its product is annotated as transmembrane protein 184B-like. Gene Ontology annotation, cellular component: membrane. Gene Ontology annotation, biological process: transport. The coding region runs from base 516 to 1796 and encodes 426 amino acids. Gene Ontology annotation, molecular function: transporter activity. The record is from RefSeq and is a predicted model, not a curated record. The transcript is spliced from 10 exons. Lineage: Eukaryota; Metazoa; Chordata; Actinopteri; Osmeriformes; Osmeridae.